CCUACUAGAUUUGCCGUAGUCCAAUUUCGUCUGCGGCUUUACUUCUCUUAGCACAUUCGGCUACCACUGCUCUCUAAAAUGAUUAAUUGAACACAAACAUUACAUUUUACGUUGUAUCAUUAGACUACUCGUUUGGUACCGUAACAUUAUGGCGUCUGCGUUUGUUGUCGGAGAUCACUUCAAGAAGGGUGUGACGGAACUGUUGGAAAAGACAGACUCUUCUCUUCCUGAAGGACUGAGACAGAAACUGAAUAUUAUUGUAGAAAAGACAGAACAAACAACGCUGCCGUUCAGUACAGCGAGACAAUUAUACAAGUACUUGAAGGAUCAAGGGUAUCCUGUGUAUUUGCAUGAAUUGCUAGAGGACAGCUCACUGCACCUACCGGGAUUUGUCAAGCCACCCAGAAAUCCUGAACUGGUCGCACGCUUAGAGCUCAUUAAAGCCAGACUAGCAAAUGAAGAAUACAACAAGAUGACGCGUAAUGUAAACAAUCAGGAAAUGAAUCGAAAUGGAACACUGGCAGAUUUUGGACGGGAAGUACGAUCAGCUAAAGCGGUGGUCGUGACCAUUGUCAACUUCCUGGUGACAGUCGUUGCUACAUUUGCAUGUUCCUACAUAGGCAGUCAGUACCUGUUCACAGAAACGACACCUCGAGUCGUGUCUGCUGUGAUUGCAACAUCUGUUGUCGGUCUUGCUGAGCUGUUUGUCCUAGUCCGGACCAUGGAGGGAGAACUCGGGGAACCCUAGCAUAACUAACAAGGGCAUGACGCUCAAGUCAGGGAGGAAAAGCUGCAAAUAGAAACAUAAGGUCAUUGGCAGUGUCUCAAAUGGAAUAGUUAUGUCCGGCCACACAUUUUGACAGUGUAGUGCUGUACCGGAUACAUUAUUAUUGUUGCUUAUUUACAGAAAAUGAAAAUUUCCAACAACUUUUUUUAUUGUAGCCAAAUGGCGACUAUUGAUUUCCAUACCUGCACACUCACAAUUUUGACCAUUUUCAGUACAACAUAUGGUUACCAACAGAACCUUCUCAUAGGAAUGCUUAUUUUUGUUUGAAAGAUUAGUGGACUGUGUUUGGGGGAAUUGACAAUGAAAAAUCUCUGUUGUCUUUUGGCAGAAUUAGUGAAAAAGCGAGUGAUUUAAGGCAGUGGUUCUCAACCUUUUUUCAGUGAUGUACCCCCCCUGUGAACAUUUUUUUAAUUCAAGUACCCCCUAAUCAGAGCAAAGCAUUUUUGGUUGAAAAAAAUAGAUAAAGAAGUAAAUACAGCACUAUGUCAUCAGUUUCUAAUUUAUUAAAUUGUAUAACAGUGCAAAAUAUUGCUCAUUUGGAGUGGUCUGUCUUGAACUAUUUCGAAAAGAAGAUAUAAAAAUAACUAAAAACUUGUUGAAAAAUAAACAUGUGAUUCAAUUAUAAAAAAAGAUUUCUACACAUAGAAGUAAUCAUCAACUUAAAGUGCCCUCUUUGGGGAUUGUAAUAGAGAUCCAUCUGGAUUCAUGAACUUAAUUCUAAACAUUUCUUCACAAAAAAAAAAGACAUAUUUAACAUCAAUAUUUAUGGAACAUGUCCACAAAAAAUCUAGCUGUCAAGACUGAAUAUUGCAUUGUUGCAUUUCUUUUCACAGUUUAUGAACUUAAAUUCAUAUUUUGCUGAAGUAUUAUUCAAUAAAUAUUAGGGCUGCGAAUCUUUGGGUGUCCCACGAUUCGAUUCAAUAUCGAUUCUUGGGGUCACGAUUCAAUAAUAUAUCAAUUUUUUUCGAUUCGAUUCUCGAUUCAAAAACGAUAUUUUUCCGAUUCAAAAUGAUUCUGUAUUCAUUCAAUACAUAGGAUUUCAGCAGGAUCUAUCCCAGUCUGCUGACAUGCUAGCAGAGUAGAAUAUUUAAAAAAAAAAAAGCUUUUAUAAUUGUAAAGGACAAUGCUUUAUCAACUGAUUGCAAUAAUGUAAAUUUGUUUUAACUAUUAAACAAACCAAAAAUAUGACUUACUUUAUUUUAUCUUUGUGAAAACAUUGGACACUGUGUUGUCAAGCUUAUGAGAUGCGAUGCAAGUGUAAGCCACUGUGACACUAUUCUUUUUUUUAUUUUUUUUUUUUUUUCUAAAUGUCUAAUGAUAAUGUCAAUGAGGGAUUUUUAAUCACUGCUAUGCUGAAAUGAUAACUAAUAUUGAUACUGUUGUUGAUAAUAUUCAUUUUUGUUUCACUACUUUUGGUUUGUUCUGUGUCGUGUUUGUGUCUCCUCAAUUGCUGUGUUUAUUGCAGUUCUGAGUGUUGCUGGGUUAUGUUUGGUUUUGGAAUUAGAUUGCAUUGUUAUGGUAUUGCUGUGUAUUGUUUUUUUUUUUUAAAUCGAUUUUUUAAAAAUGAGAAUCGAUUCUGAAUCGCACAAUGUAUUCGAUUCGAUUCGUAUUUUAAUCGAUUUUUUCCCACACCCCUAAUAAAUAUAUUUAUAAAGGAUUUUUGAAUUGUUGCUAUUUUUAGAAUAUUUAAAAAAAAUCUCACGUACCCCUUGGCAUACCUUCAAGUACCCCCAGGGAUACGCGUACCCCCAUUUGAGAACCACUGAUUUAAGGUACUAUGAUUCUACUAGUGGUUAUGUUCAGUUCAUUUAGUUUCCAGAUUUCUAGAUAACAUCUAAAAAUAUAUUUUGAUUGUCCCUUUAAUGAAUUUCCCCAAGCUGUGAUCCUGUUGUACUUUUCCUAUAUAUUAUUUCCUGAAUCGACAUCCACUUCUCUUGUAUUUGACAAAUCCCUAACAAAAUGUACACAGCUCACUUUGUUUAAAUUCCUAUUUAUGAUCAUAAUUGUACCAAUACAAAAACAAACCUA
Messenger RNA from Nerophis ophidion (straightnose pipefish), 2815 nucleotides. RefSeq names its product transmembrane protein 199 (gene vma12). Gene Ontology annotation, biological process: vacuolar proton-transporting V-type ATPase complex assembly. The record is from RefSeq and is a predicted model, not a curated record. Lineage: Eukaryota; Metazoa; Chordata; Actinopteri; Syngnathiformes; Syngnathidae. The coding region runs from base 149 to 748 and encodes 199 amino acids. The transcript is spliced from 6 exons. Gene Ontology annotation, cellular component: endomembrane system.